Molecule: messenger RNA, 339 nt
Organism: Paramuricea clavata
Lineage: Eukaryota; Metazoa; Cnidaria; Anthozoa; Malacalcyonacea; Plexauridae
Source: the annotation of a GenBank genome assembly
AUGAGGAGUAGCAGCAAAAGGUUCUCUUCCAAGGUGCGGGAAUACUUGACAAUGAAGUUCAAGAUAGGGCAAGAAACAGGAAGGAAACAAGACCCAGCAGAGGUUGCAAAAGACAUGCGAGCAGCUUCAACAGUGGACGCAGAGCUGAGUGAAUGUUUCACAGAACGGAAUGGCGCUCACGAAGUCUGUAUACAAAGUUUUGUUUCUAGAUUAUCUCGAAAAACCAAAGAGGACCAAGUUGUAAUGACGGAAGAUGUUGAAAAUGGGUCUGAGGAUGAUUAUCUAGAGGAAUACGCGUGUCAUGAAGAUGAAAGCUGUAUAGCUGUAUGGCCAAAAUAG